ACGCAGGCUUUCUAUUCCUCGAGUUGGAACACAUCGUUGUGAACGUUCGCUCUGAAAGUGUUGGUAACGACUUCUCCAUUCACCCAGCAGUACUGCAGUGAAAUAAUUCUCGCCUGCAAAAACCCACUGCAUUAGUUACUUGUACACCAGACUGGGGUAGACCUUCACAUUGAUAUCGCCACUGCGCGGUGUAGUUGUUGGAUCGGAGCAACGCUUGAUCAGUGUGACAUCCGUCCACCAAGAAGCAGGCACAGCGUAGGACAAUUAUAUUCCACUACAUAGGCGUCAUGGCCGAAGCGGGCAAGAAAGAGAAGGAGCCGAUCAACAUUGUCCACCAGAACGCACAGUUCCGUGAGACGGUGCACAAGGAGCGCAAGAACCAGAAAGUCUUUCAGGACUAUAGCAUAAACCCUUACAAUAAAGCCUUCUCGCUGAGCGGAAAGCCAAACAGCAAGCAUGAUUCUGCUGACGGAGAGGAAGAUGCCACUUUCUUGAAAGUGUAUCGUCAAUCAAUCCGGGCACCACAGGAAAAGUACGACUUCCCGCAGACAGAAGCACAAGAAGUUGGCUGGGACAACAAACCAUUGGUGAAGCCCGUACCACUCGAUGACCGCCGAUUGCAGCACGGACACCAGUGGACUGGAGUCACGCAGUACAUGGAGGCCGUCUGGACUGCUAAUCGCCACAAGAACGAGGAAUCUGAGUCAUGAGCAACGGUUGACCCCUCCGCAUGACAGCAGCACAACAUUGUUCUGGCUGUGCCCCGAGAUGUGCACAAGCUCAGAGGAUCUACAGCAGCAAGCAAUUGAUACUUGUUCAGUAUCGACAGAUAACAUUGUCAUAUCAAAACAGCCAUAUACCUAUUAGUCAAUAAUAAACCUGUCUACGAGAGUCAGACUCAGAAACUACUUUUAAAAGUGCAAUCACUUAUACUGCGAGUGCAAGGAUGAAUUUGUUGAGCACAUGCUAUAAUUAUUGAUUUUAGCUAUCUCCAAAGUAUUAGACCAGCCUACAUGUAUAUCUUUGUCAUGAUUGCUGUCACAAUAAUUAUCAUUAUGUUGUUCUUCCAAGGGGACACGGCUUGAAAGUGCUGCGUCAAAACCAGGCUGGAGUCAUGA
Messenger RNA from Sycon ciliatum, 1118 nucleotides. Its product is annotated as cilia- and flagella-associated protein 144-like. The record is from RefSeq and is a predicted model, not a curated record. The transcript has 4 exons. Gene Ontology annotation, cellular component: ciliary base. NCBI's taxonomy places the organism in Eukaryota, Metazoa, Porifera, Calcarea, Leucosolenida, Sycettidae. Bases 288 to 710 code for a protein of 140 amino acids.